Xenopus tropicalis (tropical clawed frog) is the source of this 5439-nucleotide messenger RNA. Its product is annotated as ovarian cancer G-protein coupled receptor 1. Lineage: Eukaryota; Metazoa; Chordata; Amphibia; Anura; Pipidae. Gene Ontology annotation, biological process: signal transduction; G protein-coupled receptor signaling pathway. Bases 665 to 1804 code for a protein of 379 amino acids. The record is from RefSeq and is a predicted model, not a curated record. The transcript is spliced from 5 exons. Gene Ontology annotation, cellular component: plasma membrane; membrane. Gene Ontology annotation, molecular function: G protein-coupled receptor activity.
CACACCAUCUACAUAGGGACAAACCAUGGGAGGAGCAGUUAUUAAUCUAAAGAGGGAGUGUUGGAGAGACAGCAGCUCUGGAGAGAGACACGGUUAGUUUGAAUACAAAGUAUGCACUCAGUCUUGGGAUCUACAGGGAAAUCCCCUUAAAUGAAACAAAAGGAAAUCUGUUCAUAGGGGAAGGAGAUGCGUGCAAAGCUUAAGGAAAAUCUGUGGCAGUACAGGAGAAUUGACGGAGGUGUGUGGACAGGCUGAGCUGUCAGUGUGUCGUGUGAAGAGAUGCAAGCAUGUCUGUGGGCAGAAGCUGAGAUUUGCACUCUGAGGAGUGGCUACUCUUGCUGAUGACAGUCAGAAUAUCUAAGAAAGUCUGUAAAGUUACUGAUGAAAUGUGAGGGCUUUCUGAGAAAUCAAGACUCGUGGUUUUAAAAUUGCUGCCUGGUUGGAUGAAUGAAGACAUCAAACUUUGGGAAAUGAGAAAGAAGGGAAAUGAGGAGAACGGAAAAAAGAACAGUUUCUUACAUACAAAGAUAAAUAACUCUCUGAAUUCGAGAGGUCUGCUGAACAGUUUGAAGCCUAUAUAUUUUUGGAAAGUACAAAAAGUCGAACUAGGCUUCUAAUGGUUGCGAAGAACUGGGAGUAACCAGGCUAAGCUCAAAGAAACAAAAUGGCAGCGGCAGGAUAUGGAAAUUCUACACUUGUUAUGAGCACCAUGCCAAACAGUACAACUGAAGAAAAUUGUACACUGGACCACACAAUUCACCAAACCCUAUUCCCCGUGGUCUAUAUUACUGUGUUAGUUGUUGGUCUUCCUGCAAACUGCUUGUCAUUGUACUAUGGCUAUUUACAAAUCAAGGCAAAAAAUGAACUUGGAAUAUACCUGUGCAACCUAACAGUUGCUGACCUCCUCUAUAUCUUCUCACUGCCUUUCUGGAUCCAGUAUGUGUUGCAGCAUGAUAAUUGGACCUACAAUGAAAUGAUGUGCAAGAUCUGUGGUAUCCUGUUGUAUGAAAACAUCUACAUUAGUAUUGCAUUUCUCUGCUGUAUCUCAGUUGACCGCUACCUUGCCUUGGUGCACCCAUUUAGGUUCUACAAGCUAAGGACAAUGAAGACUGCUCUUUUGAUCAGUGUAGUUAUUUGGCUGAAGGAAUUAAUGACCAGUUACUUCUUUUUCUCACAUGGAGAAUUCACCAAAGAUCCUGAAAGCCAUAUUAUCUGCUUUGAACAUUAUCCUAUGAAACCCUGGGAACACAGCAUUAACUACUAUCGCUUCUUUGUUGGUUUCCUUUUUCCAAUCUUUUUGCUCGGGUUUUCCUAUUGCUGUAUAUUUAAAGUAGUGCGUCAAAGUCAAGGAACACAGAGAAAGUUAAAGAUUCAGAUCAAACAACUUGUUUUAAGCACUGUUAUAAUUUUCCUUGUGUGCUUUGGACCAUACCAUGUCUUGGUGGUCAUUCGUAGUGUGUUUGAGACAAACUGUGUGUUUGCUGCUAGAAUAUUUAAUAUCUAUCACUUCUCUUUGUUGUUAACCAGCUUUAACUGUGUAGCAGACCCAGUUCUGUAUUGUUUUGCCAGUGAAAACACCUACAGAGACUUCUUAAAGAUGAAAGAUACUUGCAUGACAUGCACAAGAUAUCUUGAGAUUGGAAAAAAGGCAAAUAAACAGCCAGUAAACAGUCUAGAAGGGACUGCUAUCAACAUAAAACAGAUCACUUCAGAGAAUGAGGCUGUUGUAUUGUAUGAACAGAGGGUUUCUAGCAUUACUUGUGCUGAAAAUGGAGUGGACGAGUCCCUUAACUGCAGUCUGUAGCACAUUUAGAAAUAUGUGCCUGUUCUCUUAAAUGAGGAUGGGAACCUGGCAUAUUUGUAUCCAGAUUAUUCUGUUGUGCUAUGCUCAGGGGAUUACAUUGUCACAAAUGAAAAGAGUAUAUUUAAUAUUGCCAAACCACUGGAAAAUUCUUUUUGUAUGUGUUUUUUUUGUUAAAUCUAUUUGAAAAAACAUAUAUUUUUUUUACAAUGUAGUUUGGCGUUUACAUGAUGCUAACGCAAGGAAACCCAGCUGCUGGUACUUUGGGGGCAAUGGGGCAUUUGGGGGGAUUUUCUUAGGCAAACCUGCUUAGUAUCCCCCAUAUGUAAGGAAAGGCACAAAGUUUGCCCAGGUGCAGUAACCCAUGGCAACCAAUUAGCUGUUUCCUUUUAAACAAGUGACCCGUAAAUGCUUCCAGCUGUUUAUAUAUCAGGGCCUGUUGGUCAUGUCACUUCUGAUCCCAGUCUUCCAAUGUACAGGACAUGUUCCUGCUCAUGCUCUUACUUGUGGAGCCUGGGGCAGGCUAGUGACAAGGGCAAACAUGGCAGCUACCAAAAUAUCAAUCCAUUUUUCUUUGAUUCAGAAAAAACGGAUAUGAUAUAUUAUUACCAAACAUUUCAGUGAUAAUCUCAAGGAAAACAAUGUCAAGGUUCUCUAAGCAGGUAAGGAAAAAUGCUGAAGAAGAAAUAUUCUGGAACAUCUCCAUUCAAAAUGGGUUUUAUAAAUAGGAUACAGUACAAAACAUCUUACCAUUUCAACCACCUUAACAUUUUAUAAAAUUUCCUCUUGAAAAGGUGCAUGAAAUGAAUGGACAUGUUGGAGAUCACAGAAACAAAAUGUCUGCCACAAUAAGAGAUUGAUUUUUAACCUUAUUGAAAUUGGACACUGCGUAAUUAUUAAUAAAUAUAUGUAAAGCUGAAUGGAGGUUGCACCUUUAGCUUUUAUCAAAACCAGAGAGUGAUAGCAAAAUCAGUUGUGCAAUAAAGUUUGGAAUUCAAAUUUACUAACCCAGUUCCACAUGAAAAAAGUUAGCAUUUGAAAAGCUUAUAGGCACAUUUGAUGACCUGUUAUUCCCUGCUUUAAUUCUUUGCUCUAUGUUCUUAGAUAAUGUUAAGAUAUGUUCUUUGAUAAUCAUAUGAUUGUAACAUAUGGAUUAGGUUGCAAUAUGCACAUAUGCACCUUUGUUAUUAUUGCAUUAUUGAAAAACAUUGCUGAUCUAUGUAGAGCCUUAUAAUAUCCCAAUUCCUUAUUGCCCCUAAAAAGAGCACCAUGCUCUAUUGUGUUAGCAAACGUUUAGGACCAAUGCUAUGUAGCCAAAAUUAAAAGCAGAUAAGCAGAAACAUGCCUGAGAGGACAUGUUCAUUACAGAUAUGGGUAUUGUCUCACUGGAAAAACUGAAAAGCCUUUCCAGUACUAAUUUCUGACAAGCGGCAAGGUUAGACUAUGCAAUUACACUACAUGGGCGAAAGCAUUCAGACACCUGCAUGACCAAUAGCACAUCAACAUCAUAAAUCAAGGUUAUUAAUAUCAAAUUGGUCUUCCCUUUGCUGCUUUACCAAAUGUUACUCUUGUGCUAAGGCUUUUUACUAGAUAACUGUCUCUUAAACUUGAGUCCACAGAGUCAGCUGCUGGACAUGAAUUCUUCAACAUUCAACAUGAGAGUAAAAGCAUUCUGGGAGUUGUAGUGCAACAGCAUCUGGGGACCCAAGGUUAAAAAGCAGGGAACAAUUUUGCAACAUUGUUGGCAUUUUCUUCUAUUGAGCCACAAAAGUGUUAGUCAGGCUAGGCACUAAUGUUGGAUGCCCAGGCCUGGCUCACAGACAAAAUUCAGGGUCAUUCCACAGGUGUACAGUUGGUCAGGGCUCUGUGUAUGCCAGCUAAGUCAUUCCAUUACAAACUCAGCAAAGGGCCUUUUUCCAGACAGCUGCCACAAAGUAGGGAUCAUGGUAAGUAAGAAGUCAAGAGCUGGUAGAAAUUUAGAGUGCACUCAGGAAUUAAGAAACUAAAACCCACAACUGAGGUACAGAACCCGGGUCUGUUUUCAGUCACAAUGCUGCAGGUAGCAUCUUGUCACCAUGUCACAGCUAUUUACAAAUCAGCGUGAACUUGGUUAAUGUUAUUUAUAACACACUACAAACCUACAGUGUAAAAAGCUCUCUCAUAUAAAUUAGGAGUUUAUUCCCAAGUAAUAGUAUAUUUAUAGGUGGGCAAUGAACAGAUACAAACUUUUUUUUACAUUACUUAUCUUUUACAUUUCUUCCUACAAUAUUUAGAUAAAUUGCAUAGACAGUUAAAACCUUUUCUUGAGUCAUGAAGCUGAGUACCAGACUUAGAGGGGGAAUACAGGAGACUGAAGUAAAAAAUUGGAGUGAGAAAUAGUAUUGAAAUUAAACUGUACUUAAAAGAACACCACAUUCACAUAAGUCUUAAUCCAUUUAAUCAAUACAACUUUAUUUUUUUUUAGAAUUUGGAAUUAAAUUGACUUUCCAGAAAAUGCCAGUUUAGUGAUUUUGAAGUACUAACUUUAUCUAGUAUCUGGAGUAUAUAAAUUAGACAAUUUUAAAUUUGUUGUAAAAUGUUUGUAAAUUAAUAUUAUACUCCAAUUUACAGGCACUUUUGUCAAUUCCCUACUGAUCUGGAUCUCCAGAUAAGAACGUAAAUAUUGUACUUUGUACAUUAGAUGUACAAUUUAUAGUGUUCUUCUUAAAGGGCACCUAUCACCUCCAUAUUGUUUCCCCCCACCAAAAGUACGGGCUAAUACAGCCCACACUCCAGUUGGGGGAAACAAUAGUUUUAAAAAAAUAACAAAAGACAAAAAAAAGCCCCUGCCUGCACUAGCCUGCCAGCACCAGGAGGGAGCUCCUACUGUAGGCAACCGUGUUGUGUCACACACAUUAUGCAUAUAAUGAGUGAGUGCCACAACUUGUUCAUUAUGUACAUGUGUGUGACAGAAGAGGGUGAGUAGCAUCUACAGCUCCUAUGUCAUGCGUGUAAUGAGCAACCUGGGUGAGCUGGCAGGGCUAUUGUUUCCCCUAACCGGAAUGUGGGCUCUAUUAGCCCACACCUUUGGUGUCUACCAGAGUUCCAAAUUACAAAAAGUCCCCUUAUCCAGAAAACACCAGGUCUCGAGCAUUCUGGAUAACAGGUCCUAUACUUGUAUAUAUAGUACAGAAAGCAGUAGCCCUACUCCUAAAUAGGACCACUAGAUGUCAGUCUUGCUACAUCUUUGAAAGCAGAGACAACGGUAUUGCCUCUACCUCUGGAAGUAAAGAAAUCUGGGUCUGUUCGAGAAUAAGUUAUAAUGUGUAUGGUUCUAGUAUGUUCUGGAUAGCUAUAACUUAUCAGGAAAAGUUAUUAUUAUGGAGUAUUUAUCGCUUAAUAUACUGUAUGAUGAAUAGUUUAAAAGUGAUUUGGAGUUUCAUUGUUAACUCAUGAAUGCUUCUAGAUGCUGACAGCUAGACAUUUAUUAAAGACAGUUAUUAAAGUGAUUAAACCGUUAAAUUAGAUAUAUGUCACACAAGGGAGAAGUUGAUGCUUUGAUAUGAUUAUUAAGAUGCUAGCUAUAGGAACAUGCAGGGGAGAAGAUGCUUUAACAUCUAAUUGUGUCUUUGAUAUGUAAAUAAAUAAAAAAAUAUAAA